UGAAAGUUGGCAACAAACAAUACUCCAUCAGCUUCUUUUUGUUGCUUCACGCGCCGUUUGAGGACGUACUUGGUACGAUUGCUAGUGAAGAGUCAUAAUUAAAGAUGGGUCACGCUAACAUUUGGUACUCCCACCCCCGUAGAUACGGUCAAGGAUCUCGUUCAUGCCGCGCCUGCUCCAACAGACACGGUCUCAUUCGCAAAUAUGGUCUAAAUAUUUGCAGACAGUGCUUCAGAGAGUACGCACAUGAUAUCGGUUUCAAAAAACUCGACUAAGAUGUGUUGGAGUUUUAGGUUAAUAAAAAUUUAAUAACCCAA
Molecule: messenger RNA, 317 nt
Organism: Melitaea cinxia (Glanville fritillary)
Lineage: Eukaryota; Metazoa; Arthropoda; Insecta; Lepidoptera; Nymphalidae
Gene: RpS29
Product: 40S ribosomal protein S29
Exons: 3
Coding region: 105-275 (56 amino acids)
Biological process (GO): translation
Cellular component (GO): cytosolic small ribosomal subunit; ribosome
Molecular function (GO): structural constituent of ribosome; zinc ion binding
Source: RefSeq, a predicted model, not a curated record